AAUUUAUGUUCUUUAAUUGUAAUCUUUAUUUUAGCCUGGUAUUCUUACACGUUUAUUCUUUUAUUUUAUCAAGAUAAUAAAGAAAGAUUACAGAUUGAUACAAGAAGAAAUUCAUUAGAAAACUUCGUUAAGAUAGUAAAUAUAUUAGGAGUUAAGAUAUUUCUCAUCGAUCCUCAUCGUUUAUUUUACUCGUUAAAUAACGAAGAAAAGCAAUUACUUCUAAAGAAAAACUUUAAAUUAAAAAAGGAAAUCGAGGGAAUAAUCACUUUUGGAAUAUUUGAAGAAGAUGGAGCAAAACUAGAUAAGGUUCUAUUCUUUUUAGUAUACGAUUCGUGUAUUAUAUAAGCAUUAUAAAGUAGAUCUUCUUCAUUUCAGGUAACUUUACAUCUGAUAAAACAGAAUUUUCGUUAUUCUUUAAUCAAAGAUGUAGAUCCUAACGAAAGAACAAUACAAAAUCUAGAUGUGUUACUUGUUAAGAAUGUCAUCACUCAUCGAUUUUAUACUCUAAGCGGAUACGUUAUUCAUGUUGUCACGUAUUUUCGUAGAUCUAAUUACUUAUGGCAUGGGAAGUUAUCAACCCUUCCUGCAGAUGUUUCGCACAUUAAUGUAGGGGAACUUCAAUUCGUCAGACACGAAGGAGCAUUCGAAAGCUUUCAGAUUGAGCCGUUUGAGGAUAAUGGAAUCCAUUAUUUCGCUCCUAAAAAUAAGAUUUAUUUUCUGUUUGAACUUAUGACCUCUCGUUUUCUGGAUUGUAACUUCGAAUCUACCAAAAAUUUUAUGAUUAGAUACCGCAAUAUUAGCGUUCCCGAUAUCCAAUUUGGACUCGAGUUUAUCGAAGACAUCAAGGAAAUUAAACGAGAGUUUCAACCAAAGCUGAUUCCUUUCUGGCUGGUCAGUGGCACUCUAUUAGGUUGGUAUAGGCAAUGCUCUCUCAUCCCAUAUGUUUACGAUAUUGAUUUCGCAGCGUGGAUAAGAGAUUUCGAUACGUCCCUAAUUGAUCAGCUAACGAAAAGCUCAGUUCUUCAUGCAGUCUAUGGCACGCCAGAAAAUUCAUUUCAAUUCGUCCUGAUGAAUAAACGUUUGAAAGUGAAUUUAUUUUUCACGUAUGAAGAACAGAGUUAUUUCUGGUAUGGAAAACACACAAUAGAAGAUGGUUACAGUUUCAAGUACGUUUACCCAAAAUUCACAUUAUGCUCGGCAGAAUUAGUAUACGAGAAGGUUCUUGUUCCUUGUAAUACCGAAUUAAUCGUGGCUACAGAGUAUGGAAAAAAUUGGAUGAUUCCUGAACCUAAAGGGCAUUCCCCUUUAAACAUAAAGGAUAAGAAAUUUUGGACUGUCGAACAACGAAUUAAUGCAUUUCUUCCGAAACUUGAACAUUAGAUUAAUGAUUUUUUUUUUAACAAUUUUAAUUUAUACAAAUACCGAUAUAUCGAUAGAUAUUUUAUAAAUGUAUUCAAAUUAUUUAUUUAUUUUUAGGAAAUCCUGUAGAAUUUAAAUAGAGAUAACUAACAAUAUAAGAACAUGUAAAAUGG
Centruroides sculpturatus (bark scorpion) is the source of this 1532-nucleotide messenger RNA. Its product is annotated as fukutin-like. Bases 730 to 1380 code for a protein of 216 amino acids. The record is from RefSeq and is a predicted model, not a curated record. The transcript has 6 exons. NCBI's taxonomy places the organism in Eukaryota, Metazoa, Arthropoda, Arachnida, Scorpiones, Buthidae.